Corylus avellana is the source of this 1353-nucleotide messenger RNA. RefSeq names its product HXXXD-type acyl-transferase family protein. Lineage: Eukaryota; Viridiplantae; Streptophyta; Magnoliopsida; Fagales; Betulaceae. The record is from RefSeq and is a predicted model, not a curated record. Gene Ontology annotation, molecular function: acyltransferase activity, transferring groups other than amino-acyl groups.
AUGGCGGAGGUCAUGUAUAUUUGCAAGCGAACUGUGGUGAGCGGCAAACCUGUCGAACCGGGGAAACACUAUCACCUGUCAGUCCUCGGCCACCGAAUGGAGAAAAACCAAGCUAGGAUGGUGUACUACUACCGUUGGGGAAGGGGAAGGGGAGAGGGAGAGGCCGGUGAGAUCACCAAAAGACUUAGAGAGUCUAUGUCGGAAAUGCUUACGCAUUUCCCAAUAGUGACCGGACGGCUAAUAAAGAACGACGAAGGGCAUUGGAUGAUAAAGUGCAACGACGCCGGAGUGCGAAUGGUGGAAGCAAGGGCCAAGGGGAGUGUGGAGGAGUGGCUACAUAGUGUUGAUAGGGAGAAGGAGCUUAAGCUUGUGCAUUGGGAAGACAUGCACUCCAAGCCAUACUUUUGGUCUACAUUUUAUGCCCAGAUAACUGAAUUUGAAGGAGGUGGGCUUGCAAUCGGCCUGAGCUGCACUCAUCUGCUUGCUGAUCCCACUUGCGCCACCGUGUUCUUCAAGGCCUGGGCCGACACAACCUUGGCCCAUAAAAUGCGUGCUCCACCUCACUUCCACCCAUUGCCUCCACGAAGGCCCGGCAACAAAAUUCCCAAUCACAAGCCCUACACUGCCUUAAUCGACCAUUACAAAUUCUUAAUCCAAAAUUCCACUGCUUUCACACAUGCAAAACACACAACUGUAGCUCUAGCAUUUUCCCACCACAUGGUGAAUGCCUGCAUGGGCCUGGCCCAACCAACCUCUGCAUCCAACAAGCUCGGCCCAUCACCCUUCGAGGCCCUUGCCGGGCUUUUCUGGGUCUGCGUCAGCAAAGUGAAAGGCUUGAGAAAUGGGCUUGUAAGCAUGUCCAUUUGUAUGGAUACAAGAAAAGCUUUGGGGUUAGAUAGAGGGUUUUUUGGGAAUUGCAUGGUUUAUAAUAAGGUCAAUUCAGAGGAUUUGAGGGAACAUGAAUUAUCACAAGCUGCUAAUGCUGUAGGAGAAGUUGUGGCAAAAAUGGACAGUGAGGGAGUGAUGGAUUUGAUCGAGUGGCUUGAUCAUGAUGAUAGUCAAUCACCUCCAUUGAUGAAUAAUGAUCUAAUUUGUUCAAGCUUGGAGGCGGUGGAUCCAUAUUCAAUCAAAUUUGUUGAGGAAUUUGAACCGAUUCGUGUUUCUUAUUAUGUUGAGCCAGUGUUUGGAAUAGGGCAAGUUUUUAUUUUUCCGGCUCCACCCAGAGAGGGUCCGUUCGGGAGGGUGGUUAUGGUUACGCUUCCGGAGGAUGAGGCGGUUAAACUGUGUGAAGAUGAACUCAUUUUGCAAUUUUCUCCUACCAUUUUGAUGGGAGAGAAUAAAAACUAUGCUUGA